This is a messenger RNA of Phalaenopsis equestris, 2174 nucleotides long. Its product is annotated as LRR receptor-like serine/threonine-protein kinase GSO2. NCBI's taxonomy places the organism in Eukaryota, Viridiplantae, Streptophyta, Magnoliopsida, Asparagales, Orchidaceae. The record is from RefSeq and is a predicted model, not a curated record. Bases 114 to 1889 code for a protein of 591 amino acids. Gene Ontology annotation, molecular function: protein binding. The transcript is spliced from 6 exons.
UUAGUUACUGAGCCCCUGAAUCUCGAAUUUCUUGAAGCCAUCUCCCUCCCGGCUCGCCAGAUCUGCCCCUUGGUAGGAGAAGCAGAAGAACUAGAAGAGAGAGGCAGGCGAAAAUGGAGAAGAGCCAGGGGCUGGUGGAUCUCUGUAUUGAAGCCGCAACUGCAAGCAGUGAGAGCGUCGAGAAAUGGCGGAGGCAGUGGAGGACUGUCGAGCGCCUUCCUUCUCAGCUCGCUGAUGCUCUCUUCAGACGUCUACACAGCCGCCGCCUCCUUUUCCCAUCCAUUCUUGAAGUUUUCCAGCUUUCUGUCGAAAUGGUUGACUUGAGUGGUGAGAGUUGUGUGGAUACUGAGUGGAUGGUUUACCUGGGUGCAUUUCGUUGCUUGCAUAGUUUGAAUAUUGCAGAUUGCAAGAACAUCAAUAAUUUUGCUCUGUGGCAUCUAUCAGGGCACAAUAACCUAAAAGAAUUAGACCUGUCAAGAUGCUCAAGGGUCACAGAUGAUGGCAUUAAGCAUUUAUUGUCCAUUUCAAGUUUGGAGAAGCUAUGUGUGUCAGAAAUAGGAUUGACUGUUGAUGGAGUGCUCUGCCUCUCUUCUUUUGUAAAUCUCCGUGUGUUGGAUCUGGGAGGGAUUCCUGUCACUGAUAAGGCACUAUCAUCGUUACGGGUGUUGACACGGCUUGAGCACUUGGAUUUAUGGGGCAGUGAAAUUUCCAACAUUGGUGCUGCUACCUUUGAAAAGUUCCCUUUGUUGAGUUUUUUGAAUAUAGCUUGGACCAAAGUUACCAGAUUACCUUUUCUUUCUAUUGCUUGUUUAAACAUGAGUAACUGCACUAUCCAUUCUAUAUUUGAAGGAGACAAAAGAGCCACUCCUACUUUGUCAAAGUUAACUGUUAUUGGAGCAACUUUUUCUCAUGCAGAUCAGGUUUUUUCAGGUCUCCAAUCAGACUGCUUGAAAUUCCUGGAUAUAUCUUACUCAAACAUUGGCAACUUCAAUUUUUUGGUUUCCUUGAAUAACUUGGAACAUUUAAAUCUUAGUUAUACUCAGAUAACAGAUGGUUUAAUGGAGCAAGUAGCAUCAUCUGGAGAGAAAUUGAGGUAUUUAAAUCUCAGUAAUACCAAGAUAACUUCCCAUGCUUUGUCUGUAUUAGUUGGAUGUACUCCAAACCUUGAUACUUUAUCUUUAUCCCACACUUUGGUUGAUGAUACCUGUUUCAUGCAUAUGAGCAUGACACCUUCUUUGCGAGUAAUUGACUUGAGCCAUACAAGAAUUAGAGGCUUUGUUUAUUCUCACAGAGAGAGUUCAGAUAAAUUACUCUCGCUUGGUGCACUUCAGAAUCUCACUAACUUGAGAAGCCUGAAUUUGGAAGAUACAAAAGUGAUGGAUGAGGCGCUUCAACCCUUAUCUCUUCUCACAGAACUGGAGUGCUUAUAUCUGAAGUGUGAAUUCUUAACUGAAAUCUCACUCCAUGUGAUUGCAUCUCUUCAGAAAUUAAAAUUUCUUGGGUUUCGUGAUGCCGUGCUUACAGAAGAAGGCCUUCUUUCUUUUAGGCCUCCUCCAUUACUUUGCGUAUUUGAUCUCAGAGGUUGUUGGCUUUUGUUGGCCAAUACCAUUUCUUCAUUCUGCAAAAAAUACCAGCAAGUUGAGGUCAGACAUGUGUAUGCCAGCAAUCGAUUUGAGGAUGAAAAUGUUUCUUAUGGCUCAUCUGCAUCAUUCAGAACUACUAAAGUACCUCUGUCAAGACCCAGAACAGUGGGAUCAUCUAAUGCUUCAUUUAUGGAUGAGAGAAUGAAAUAUAGCACAGAAGACUUAUUAAAGUUGGAGAACUCACCUGGAUUCAGCAGUAUACUGAAAGAUCUAGAUCUGUUGCCUGAGAGUUUGAGGAAGAUGUAAUGUUCAUCCAAUUCUUUACCAUGUUUCGGCUCAUUUUUGUGUUUUGUCAUUUCAUGAAGUUGUUAUGGUUUGUGAUAGUUAUCUAUUAACGUAGAUUUUGGAUUGCAUGGUUGCUGAUUUACUAGGAUAUUGUUCGAAGAUAUGGCUUUAGUAUUUUAUACUCAUAACAAGUUAGUAUCACUGCUAACUCAUUUUGCUAUAGCCAAAUGCACUAGGUGAUUUUGCUUCUUGUUGUUUGACAGCUUCACAUGGGGUCACAGGGAGGAUGAAUUAUUAGAAUCGAAU